AUGGGAUCUGUUUGUAUAAAAGAAACUGAACAAUAAUCAGGAGAAGCAAUGGAGAAAAAUUUAAUAAAGGAUUCUUAAUAAUUGUUCUGUAGAGAUGAUGAGGAUAAGGGGAAAUAAUAAUUAGAAGAAUUUUCCAUUCUUAGAGUAUUUAUAGAGAUGAUACAUAGCAUUUAGGUAGAGGCACAAAUGGAAAGGUUAUGUUAGUCUAACAUAAAUCAACACAAUAAUAAUAUGCAAUGAAAGUUGUAUGUAAAAACAAAAUUCAAACACUUAACUAAAAAAAAUAUAUUAAAACGGAAAGAAAGAUAUUAGAAAUUUCAGAUUGCUGCUUCAUCACUAAAUUACAUUAUGCUUUUUAAACUCAAACUAAAUUAUAUUUUAUUAUAGAAUUUGUACCUGGUGGAGAAUUGUUUUAUCACUUAAAGAAAAAUGGAAGAAUGUCUGAAAAAAAAGUAAAAUUCUAUGCUGCAGAAAUCUUAUUAGGUUUAGAUUAUUUACAUAAAUAAAAUAUUAUUUAUAGAGACUUAAAACCAGAAAAUAUAUUAUUGGAUAAUGAAGGUCAUAUUAAAAUUUGUGAUUUUGGUUUGUGUAAAUUAUGUACUUAUGGUGAUAAUUAUGCCAAAAGUUUUUGUGGUACUUUAGAAUAUCUAUCUCCAGAAAUCAUUUCAGGGGAUAUGUAUUCUAAAGUAUGUGAUUGGUGGACUUAUGGUGUUUUAUUAUAUGUAAUGUUAAUAGGCAGAUUGCCAUUUUAAAAUGAUAACUAAAAAGAGAUUAUGAAAUCUAUUCUAAUAGAAGAAUUUGAAAUUCCAGAUGAUAUAUCAGAGGAAGCUCAGGAUUUGCUGAAAUAAUUAUUAAAAAAGAAUCCUUAAUAAAGACUUGGAUCAGUUGGUGAUGGAAAAGAAAUCUAAAAACAUGAUUUUUUUAAAGAUAUAGAUUUUGUGAAAUUAGAAAGGAGGGAAAUAAAAGCACCUCUGUAUAAUGAUAAGCCUUUUCAAUUUUUUGAUCAAAAUUUAGUUAGAAAAAGUACAAUUCAAGAUACUCCUGUAAAUGAAAUAGGGAAAUAUUAAAAUUUUUCAAAUUUCACUUACAAAGAAGAAAAGAUGAUGAAUGAAUAUAAUAAACUAUUAAUUAUUCACUGA
Molecule: messenger RNA, 1139 nt
Organism: Paramecium sonneborni
Lineage: Eukaryota; Ciliophora; Oligohymenophorea; Peniculida; Parameciidae
Source: the annotation of a GenBank genome assembly